Messenger RNA from Mytilus trossulus (common blue mussel), 3423 nucleotides. RefSeq names its product ETS-related transcription factor Elf-5-like. Gene Ontology annotation, biological process: cell differentiation; regulation of transcription by RNA polymerase II. The record is from RefSeq and is a predicted model, not a curated record. Gene Ontology annotation, cellular component: nucleus. NCBI's taxonomy places the organism in Eukaryota, Metazoa, Mollusca, Bivalvia, Mytilida, Mytilidae. The transcript is spliced from 6 exons. Gene Ontology annotation, molecular function: DNA-binding transcription factor activity, RNA polymerase II-specific; sequence-specific DNA binding. Bases 123 to 797 code for a protein of 224 amino acids.
UUAGGUUUAAUUUGAAAUCAAUACAUGCGUAAAUUUUGCGCUAAUAAUAUCAAACUUAUUUAGAGAGCUAACUUUAUUCUCUUAAUUUGUUGAUAGGUUGGAACAAAGCAGAAACAUGAGACAUGACCCUGGUGAUAAACAACCCUUUUACAUUUAUACACUUACCAGUUUUUGAUCGAUCCUGGGAUUGCAUGCAGAGAAUUGAAGACUCAUCCCCGUACCAGACAAUUCGCACAGAAAACGUGAGAGUUGAAGUUAGAGAUAGCCAAGUAUUGGCCCAAGUAGGUAAAGAAUUUUAUUGCAUUGGAGAUGAAGGUGAUCCAAACGAUCUUCUGAACCAAUCACCUGUAAAAACAACGAGAACCUUUACAUUUGAAGGUAUAAAUCCACCAGAAGAAUUAAUCCCAAAAACUGUAAUCGAAGAGUUUAGUGCUGACCAACAAACAGAACAAACUCCUCGUACUUCCAGAUUACGAGGAACACAAGUGCCCUCAGUGACACGUACAAAUGGAAGUAAACGCUUGUGGGAGUUUUUACGUGAUCUCUUGAAUGAUCCAACAACAAAUCCUUCUUACAUAAAAUGGACCAAUCAAGAAAAAGGCGAAUUCAGAAUGGUAAAAACAAAAGAAAUAGCUCGAAUGUGGGGUGAAAUAAAAAAUAACGAACGAAUGAAUUACGAAAAUAUGAGUCGUGCAAUAAGAUAUUAUUAUAAACGGAAAAUAAUGGAACCUGUAUUAAACAGGCGACUUGUGUACAGAUUCGGACCAAAGUCGCAUGGAUGGAGACUCCCAAAUUAGAGCUGACUGUUUGGUGUUGUUGUUCUCUAUAUUUUACAGCUGUUACAAAGCGGGUAUGAACAAUCUAUGUCCCAUUAUUAUAACAACAUAAAGAAUUAUUGGAAAGGGAAAAAAAUGUGCAACGCUGAAAUUUUAUUCAAUUAUCCAAACCAAGAGGAAUGAAGAUGAGUUUCUGGAAAGAUCCUUUACAAUCCAAAUACAUUGAAAUCUUGUUUUUAUUCUCUUGAAUGGAAUAACAACACAUGUGAACUUUGAAUUUCAUGGAUUAAAUCGAAUGUAGACCUAAAAUAAUGGAACCCGGCGAUUGCUUGAUUUCUUUUUAGAAUACUGUAUUUAUAUAUUACUUAGUUUGUUGUAUUUAGUUUGCUUCUUAAACGAAUGGGAAACCAUUAUACUAACUAUCAGCAAAACUUUCAAAAUUAUGUUCAUUUGGAUGACAGAUGUAGGUAUCUAUUUUUCGACACAAUUGCAUUAACAUAUAUUUUAAUAAUAACGCACUGUCAAAUGGCAUAAACAUUUUGUAACAGUCAAUAUGAACGUCUUUUGCAUUAUGUCGGAUCGUAUGUUUUGCGUCCAAAUCCCAAAGGACGUCACAUAUAAUUGAAAGUAUUUUAAUGUGAUGGAAUAUCGAGUCAGAAAAAGUAAAUACUGUAUUUGAUAAAUAAGCAUAUUUAAAAAGCAAACGAACAAACAAAUCAUCCGUUGUGUUUAAUGAAUAUCGUUUUCAACAUGGUCAGAUAAUUUCCUUUGUAACUAAAUCAAAUUUUGGAAUCCGUCUUUUUUUGUCUAUAUGUGUGAAGGUCAACACAUACUGAUCAACAGUAUUAAAGGCAGUUUUGACCAAAAUAAUGCUAUAUUUAUUUAGUUGGGAUAUAGAAUAAAAAGACUUUUACUGCCAUAGAUCAUAAGAUACCACUUUAAGUGUUCUGGGCAUUUUGCAUUUUUAUGUUCAUUUUAAUCAUUUUUGAUUGUUAAAAUCGUUGUACUUUAUCUGUCUCUCCAAUUUAUUUGUGAAAAAGAGUUUAUAUUUUUAUACUGCUAUAUAUGUAUUAUUGUUAAUGAUGUUAAAUAAAACUAAUAACAUUGCAAGUUGACAACGAAUCUCAUUCUCCAUUCAUUAUUAUCCAUGAUAAUCAUAAAAGGUCUCAAAUGAAAACAGUAUUAUACCAUUACCCAUGUAACAUGUAUAAGUUAUACUAUCAUUAAUAAGUUAUACUUUUGAUAAUAGAAUCACUUACAUCAAAUCACGUAUUUGAUUUGUUUGAGUUUAUUGACACUGCAGUUUUAUGUAACUAUAACGCAUAGUAGGCUAAAGUAUUGCCAUCUGUCAUUUGUUUUGCCUCAUGAUUAUAAUUCCUAUUAGCGCCAUGCGUCGCAUAUAGUGCGGUCGGAAGGCAAGCAUAUUCAAUUUCUUCUUAUUAAUUUAAUUUUAACCAUGCUUGAUGAAAGUUAAUCAUGAACGUCACUUUAUCUGCAAACCAUAAAGCCCGUCUUCUUUGCAGCGUUAAAAAGUCACCUUGAAGUACUACAUAUGUCCAUCUUUAUUCUCUUUUAAUAAAAAUAGGUUCUAGUGGCAUUUACAUUAUUUUGUGCUGUUAAAGUUAAUAUCAAACCAUAGAAUAUUAUCAUUAAAUUCCGAUCUUUAAUAUUCACAACACUUCCUGCAAACACGAAAAUUGAUAAAUUCAAAGUACAAAAAUCAGAUUUUACUAUUUGACUAUUUAGGAAAGUCCUUUCUUGAAAGUCGAAACCUAUUUCAAAAUUAAGAUAUGAGAAACAUAAUAGAAAUAGACUGAUAUCAUACAAUUGUUAUGCAAUUCAAAACUAGAACAGAGAUCAAGAUGUGAAAGAGAAUAUGUUUAUUAUGGGUACACAUUUUUUAAUCAAGAACAACUUAUAAAAGGUGAAGGAUGAAUAUAUAUUAUAUUUUGGGUACAAACUAUUUAAUCGUUGAUCUAUGUAUGUCAUGUUUUGUCAGUCUAUGUUCGACUUAUACAAGAUGGUUUUUGGUUUAAGUAUACUCUGCAUCGUUUUCAAUUGUCACAAUAGGCUACUACUAAAAAGCUAAAUAAUAAUUGACGUUUCAAUAAUGAGUGUUCUGAAAUUGCAGUCGACAUGUUACCAUUCAAGCGUAAUUACAAAUCGAUAAUUAGGUAUAACAUGAUUAUUCUAUAGUUGUGACUAGUGAGUAAAAUCAAAUGAAAUGCAUGAAAUUGCUUAUUUUUUUUAGUUAAUCAUUUUAUCAUUAUAAUAUAAUAAAAUUACCUCUGAUAUCGUCAUUUUAAUGACUUGACAACUAGAAGGGUCACACCUUAUGAAGAGUUAAGUAACCCCAAUCAUACGCGUACGGUUGGAAUAUACGUGUAUGGUCGGAUCAUAUGAGUAUAAACCCAUACGGUCAUAACCAUAAGCGUAUGGUCAAAAUACUCAUAUGGUCAUAAACACAUACACAUUUCUAUUAGUAUCUUUCCCCACAAUAAUUUCUACAACAGAAAUUAUAAUGAAGCAUAGAUUUGAUCAUUAUUGUUAUUUGUAUAAAGUUUGACUUCUAUCUUUGUUUAUGUUAAAUUAUUUAAUGCUGAUUAUAAAAAUAUACUGAGAUCUUUAUAAUUGUUAACUUAUUGAA